Maniola jurtina (meadow brown) is the source of this 2920-nucleotide messenger RNA. Its product is annotated as protein O-mannosyl-transferase TMTC1-like. Lineage: Eukaryota; Metazoa; Arthropoda; Insecta; Lepidoptera; Nymphalidae. Gene Ontology annotation, molecular function: mannosyltransferase activity; protein binding. Gene Ontology annotation, biological process: protein O-linked glycosylation via mannose. The transcript has 15 exons. Bases 246 to 2726 code for a protein of 826 amino acids. The record is from RefSeq and is a predicted model, not a curated record.
CAUCGUAGGGGGUGGUCGGUUCGGUUUCACCCCUACAAUCGUGUUGCAUACGACCGAUCGUGGGAAUCGACGAACUGAUACUCGUCAUUAAUGUGUGAAAUAGUAGAUAAAUAAUGUUAGUUUAAAAUAUUCAGCCUUUUGAACUAAAAUUUAUUGCUAGUAAAUGUGUUUUGAACAUUGUUGCGAAAAAGGGGGGAGCUUUUUUGAAACCUGGAAAACGCUACCACAACUAGCGGUCACCACAAAUGUGCAGAUGUAGGAAUGUGACACUAAAGCCCCCUCGAACCAGCCCAAAGAUGAAACGCCGCCUACCAACCGUGCGGGAGGAACCCAGCUCACCAAAAACCAUCUGCAACAGUGAUCUGGCAAUAUACGCCAUGGUGGUGUCCACCGCCGUGCUCAGUUAUGUGAACAGUUUAAACGGUGAUUUCGUACAUGAUGAUAUACCGGCCAUAGUGAGCAAUGGAGACGUUGUGGGCACGAACUCGUUGAAGCAGCUGUUUUUGGAUGACUUCUGGGGCACGCCGAUGGCUGAUCCGAACAGUCAUAAGUCGUAUCGGCCGCUCACGACGCUGUCUUUUCGGUUAAACUACGCGCUAGCCGGGCUGAGGCCGUGGUGGUGGCACACUUGCAACGUGUUUCUGCACGCGGCGUGUUGCGCGCUGGUCGCCCGCACGUGCGUCACCAUCGCGCGUCUACAACGCCCGUUUGCGGCGCUCGCAGCGCUGCUGUUUGCUGUCCAUCCUAUACACACUGAAGCGGUGGCCGGAGUAGUGGGCAGAGCUGAUGUCCUCGCGUGUAUAUUUUUUCUAUCUUCUCUACUAGUAUAUCAUAGACCAACAAGUAACAAGAAGUGCAUCUGGCUGAGCAUCGGUCUAGGAGCGCUGAGCAUGCUGGCCAAGGAGACCGGCGUGACGAUAUUGUUGCUGAAUCUCACUAUUGACUUCUAUAGGUGUUGGCCUCUAGUAAAAAGGUCAAUAUGCUCCUUGAAAAUUGAGAAGAAAUGCACAGGGUUGUCAAUCAGGACAACCAAAGUACUGGUGUCCCUAUCUUUGCUGAUAUGUCUCCGACUAGCAUUGCUUCAAGGCACCUGGCCAACUUUCUCCCCUCAGGACAACCCUGCGGCCUUCCAUCAUAGCUUUUUUGUAAGGUUAAUGACAUUCUGCUACCUGGCUGCAUUCAACUGGUGGUUACUUCUGUGCCCCUGGUCGCUGAGCCACGAUUGGCAGAUGGGUUCAGUGCCACUCAUCACCAGUGGCUGGGAUCCCAGGAACUUCGUCACCUGCGCAGCCUUUGGUGCCCUGUUGCUGCUGUGCUACCGAUGCAUUGCUGAUUUGGAGGUACAAAGGCACACACCGGCUGUAAUCGGCCUCCUUCUGCUGGUGGUACCGUUCGUGCCUGCAAGCAACCUAUUAGUUACCGUUGGAUUUGUUAUCGCUGAAAGAGUGUUGUACAUACCGAGUGUAGGCAGCGUCAUAAUAACGGCAUAUGGCGUUCAACUGAUGUGGUACUCGAGACCUGGCUCCAAAGUGUUCCUGGUGGUGGGACUCGCUGUGCUGGCUGCGAGUGGAGUAGCGAGGACCCAUAGGAGAAAUGCUGACUGGCGGGAUCGCGCCACUUUACUCAGAGCGGACUUAGUGACUCUGCCGCAGAAUGCUAAGCUGCACUACAACUUCGGGAACUUCCUUCGCGAGAGCGAGCAGCAAGACAACGCCAUCAAACAUUACAAAGAAGCUUUGAGGCUUUGGCCAACAUACGCCAGCGCGCACAACAAUAUUGGCACAUUGGUGAACGCAGAAAACGCUGAGCACCACUUCCUACAAGCGAUCAAGUACAACCGGCAUCAUGUGAACGCACAUUACAACCUUGGCAAGCUUUACAAGAAAAGUGGUCGAACAAACCCAGCCAUAUCAAUGCUAGAGCGUUGCAUAGCACUGCAACCACGCUUCGUACAAGCCCACGUGGAACUGUUGACGAUGAAACCUGAGGCUGAGAAGCGCAGAAUAUUGUCCAGGCUGGUAGAACUGGAGCCGAAUAACUGGGAGCAUUACGUUUUGUAUGGAAAUUGGCUGAGGACUAAAGGAUUACCGGUAGUCGCAGCCAAAUACUUCUUGGAAGCGACGAGACUAAGUUUUCGAAAUCGAAAUUUCGAGAAACCAAUCAGAGGAGAUUUAAUUUCUAUCAGAUCAACAGCACUUAUAUACAGGAGUUUAGGACAAAAGUCAAGAACUCUGCAACUUUUAACAAGAUGGCAUACUUGGAGACGUGGUUGGCCGAGUGCCGCGGCAGCGCACAUGUAUCUGCGAGAUUGGCGGUUGAAAAUGGAGCUGGAAGGACGUGUGCAAAUAUACUCCAGGGCAGUGAACCCUACCAAAUCAACAACAUGCUUCGAUCACUCUCAACUAGCGGCUGGAGCAACAUCUACAAACGAAGACAAAACUGUAAAAGUAGAAGAAAAAGUUAAAAUUGAAGAAACUAUUUAUAAACAAAGCAGUGAAAGUGACAUUACUGUGAUUGCUCACAAAAGUCCGUGCGAACAAAAAUCGUGUGCGGUUAAAAAACGUAAUCUUUCCAUUUCAACACAGAUUAAGACAACGCAUAAUAAAUCUGAAAUAGGACACAAGAAAAAGUGUACAAUGCAUAGGAAAGAGAAAAACGUAAAAAAUAACGAUAUACCAAACAUAGUGCCGCCAUUGACUGAACACAUCCUUAUGAAGACAUUUUGAAUAAAAACGCUUUACUAGAAAUCACAAGUGAACUAAUGUGUGCUUGCGAAAGGAUUUGAAUUAAUUGUAUUUAUUUUGAAAACGCAGUGAGGGUAGGUGUAAAGUUGCGCUGACAAUAUCGCGAGGUUAAAAAGUUAGUUAAGUCUUUUCAAAAUGAGAAAUUUUAAAUGUUGCUAAACUGGUUCACUAUUUUU